Aspergillus novofumigatus IBT 16806 is the source of this 2979-nucleotide messenger RNA. RefSeq lists its product as uncharacterized. The record is from RefSeq and is a predicted model, not a curated record. The coding region runs from base 1 to 2979 and encodes 992 amino acids. The transcript is spliced from 3 exons. NCBI's taxonomy places the organism in Eukaryota, Fungi, Ascomycota, Eurotiomycetes, Eurotiales, Aspergillaceae.
AUGGCAGAAGACCACCUGCGAACGCUACGGCGUUUGAUGAAGCGAUACAAUAUUCGGUUUCUGCGACUCGACGAGGGGGUGCCUGAACUUCAUGCGGACACAUUCAAUAACAUCAAGAAACUAGGGAGUUAUCAGUUUGAUGUCUAUUCGGCUGGUGUGAAUAUUUGGUCUUCCAAAGAACCCUGGAAGCAGCAGAUCAAAGCCCGUGCCGAGUGGCUUUGCCAGCGCGCUGAGCGUUUAUUUGGUCAGGAGCGCAACGAAGCGGGCUGGCGCUUUGGGCUAGAGAAUCAUAUCCUAGGGAGAUUCUUAGCUGAAGUUGCUUGUCCGAGAUGCAGGGCGAGAAUCUGGCAGUCUGAGAUACAGGCUACAUUGAGUAAUAAUAAAAUCGAGCAUGAACGAGAACUUGAGCAACGCAGAAAACGGCGAAAGCCUUGUCAAUGUCCUCCCGGCGAACGAAUUAAAGACUACUACGAAAUUGGAACGAAUCGCCUCUUCGAUGACCGAGCCCAGGAGUUUGUUGUAUAUGACGAGCUUCUCAGAUCACAGCUCCCCAAACAAGGUCCAGAUCGCGUCCUGGGCCUGCAGAACACCAGGAAUUUGGAUACUUUGUUAAUGAGUCCCGUUCGACCAGAUCUUGCCAAGCAGCGAGACGAUACUGUCUCAGAUAUUCUUAAAUCUACGCCCUUCAAAAGUCAAGCUGAUCCUCUACUCUUCCCCUUUUUGCUCUUAGAAGCAAAAUCCGAAACGAGUUCCAGUGGAUUUGAUGCCAUCCAAGUGCAGUCAGCGUUCCCGAUUUACGCACUUUUGAAGCUUCAAGAAGAUUUGCGUUCCUGCGUGGAUUGGUCUUCAGGAGAAGAACGUUUUGAGCCUUUGGUAUGGUUUCUGGCCUCUCGCGGGGAUCAAUGGAAAGUGUAUGGGGCACAUCUUGAGAAGGCAGCAGAUGGGGGUCCUACAAGAUAUGUGAGUUACAAGGCUGCCGAAAUCCUGACGACAGUCCUAGAUCCCCACAAUAUUUCUUUUUUAUAUCGCACAACUAAUUCGGCAAACAAGGAUGUAACACUACUCUGGUCGGGGUCGCUCUUGCACAAAGACAACGCGUUGCAACUCUUGCUUAUUGUUGACUACAUAAUGGACUGGGCAAGGGAUAUCUACCGUACAGCCAUUCUGAAACAGCUACAAUCCUUGGUCACCGGCCAAGCAUUUGAUCAAAUCAGCAUUGUUGACAGUGAGAUUAUCUCGACGCGCAGGGAUCCAACUAGUUGGAUCCCUGCCCCACCCAGCACAGUGUUCGACGAUAUGGAGGAGUUAAGUGAUACUAUGGACGAAGAUGGGCCUCCACUCAUGUCACUCGAUCACCAGGCGAUGCUCGAUUUCCGGAUCCCAAAUUCAAAGCUCGGCACCGUCCGCUCUGCCUCUCUAAUAGACUUUCGAUUCGACUGCUUUUAUCUGACACAAAAACUUAUUCCGAGCUUUCUACAGGUUAUUGGGGGGCGGCACCACAAUCCACGUAACACGGAAAAAGCUGCGCGACACAUUAUUAAUUUUAUCACACAGUUUGAUGAGGUUCUUGUGAUGUCAGGGGCUGACCUUGAGCUUCUCGAAAGACUUUGGACCAGUACUGAUCGUUCAGAUCCGGAAGCCCGGGAAGAAGACUUCUACGUUAUCAUGGAAUGUAGCUGGUAUUUCACAGUCACUUGGCAGAUAACAAGGCAACUUUCAUGCUUUGCUAUUUCUAAAGCAGCCUUCGAUAUCAUGAAGACUUACGCACGGUUUUCUGUGCGUCGCAAGGGCAUCGAGAAUCUACAUCAACGCGAACGGCGUUGUUCUCAAAAGGUUCUCCGGCAGUGUGUUGAGUGUCUUCGGUCAGGCUCUCCCUGGCAAGUUCUCUUAGCCGCAAUUUCGAGCACUCUGGUUACUAUUUAUCCCCUACCUGUCCGACGUAGGGAAGAUUUCGCACCACCCAUUGAUGUCCUCGGCUUCGGCUAUGCUCGCGAGGACCGAGUGAGGACAUUCAUCUUGAGAUAUCUUAAACGGAAUUUAUGGAAACCAAAAAGAUACAUCACUAUUUCAAAUGAAGAACUGAAAGCCGCUCUGCGUGAAGGAUACACUGAGGAAGAGGUCAUCUCUGCAAGGCAUGAAAAGCCACCGAAACACACUGAUCAGUCCUGGAAGCGUAUAUCAGAACAGCGAACGCACAUACUCGAGGAAGAAUGCCACAAUUCCGAUCUGUGCGAACGAUGCCGCCUGGCAUCCGAGGCCACUAUUUCCCCCUUCGCUCACGGAUACUUGGACACACGCAACCAACCAUUGUUAUCCGCCUAUGGAACAGUCUUAGUAGUGUCAUUACGAGAUCCAGCACGAUCAUAUGUGCCCGACGCCUGUGUUUUCGCGCUUAGGCCACUCCGUGAUCUGAAAGACAAUAUGGCACUGUCGAUUAUGAUUGAGGAUCUAAUGCAGGGUGCUCUUGUCUACCAUACAAUGAAGUGCGGUGCCAACGACAUUAAAUCAGGCGUUGGCAUGAAACAUAAUUUGCCUUUGCCAUUCCGCCCCACAAUGCUCGAUGAGGAAGUCUCUCUAUUGAACUGGAUCCGGGAACUGCGCGACGAGCCACUGCUAGACAAGCAAGACCACCCCGGCUACGAAGCCUGGCUUAAGGGGGGAUAUAACCCUCACAUUUUUAUGUACUAUCUCAGCAUUGGUCAUCUUGAGCACGAAGCAUCGAUGCUCGCAAAAAACAAAGAUGAUCGGGAUUUUUACAGUGCGGUUGGCCGGAUUAGAGAGGACAAUGGUAAGGAAUCCUUAUUCGACUUUAGUCCUCACAGGGAAGUGAAACUCUGCGGAAAGGACCUUACCCCGCGAUUUAUGACAUGGGAUACCGGAAAGGAGUUUUUGAGACGAGAAUACCCAAGGCAGUUUCGGUACGUCUCGUCGUUGAAUAUGCCUCAGACACCAACUGCAAGGGGAGAGUCGAUGUCAUAG